Messenger RNA from Acinonyx jubatus (cheetah), 2481 nucleotides. RefSeq names its product G protein-coupled receptor 33 (gene GPR33). Gene Ontology annotation, cellular component: plasma membrane. The record is from RefSeq and is a predicted model, not a curated record. Gene Ontology annotation, biological process: phospholipase C-activating G protein-coupled receptor signaling pathway; positive regulation of cytosolic calcium ion concentration; inflammatory response. Gene Ontology annotation, molecular function: complement receptor activity; G protein-coupled receptor activity. NCBI's taxonomy places the organism in Eukaryota, Metazoa, Chordata, Mammalia, Carnivora, Felidae. The transcript is spliced from 2 exons. Bases 267 to 1286 code for a protein of 339 amino acids.
GAUUUGAAGAAGUACUUAAUUUUCUAUCUCCACCUCUUUAUCAUACAUUACACAGAAAAAGGAACUGGAAAAGAGCAAGAAGACCUCACGGAAUAUUUAAAUAGUAGCUUCAAAGUUGGGGAAUACCAUCGGCCAGAAGAAAGGCAGAUGAAAUGAAGUCAAAGUGUCACUGAUUUUUGCCUGUCCAUGGAGAGAAGAUUGCUGAUUUAGAGUCACUCUGGCCUACCUAAGACUAUCUGACAUGGGAAUAUAACUCCAAGGUAAUUAUGGAUCUGAUCAACUUCACCAAUUUGCUCAAUGUCUCCACUCUAGUAAGAAACAGCACUCACUUUCCAGCUCCUGCCUCAAACGUGAUCAUUGCCCUUCUUCUGUACUUGUCAGUUAUAAUUGGUACCGUCACCAACGGGCUCUACCUAUGGGUGCUCUUUUUCAAGAUGAAAAAGACUGUCAAUACGCUCUUAUUUUUUCAUCUCAUUUUCUCAUAUUUUAUUUCAAUAUUGAUUCUACCAUUUAUAGCUGCCUCCUACCUUCAGGACAAUCACUGGAGCUUUGGAACUGCCAUGUGCAAGGUCUUCAAUGCCACUUUGUCUACAGGGAUGUUCGCCUCUAUUUUCUUCCUCUCAGCCAUCAGUGUUGACCGUUACCUUCUCACUCUUCACCCAGUGUGGUCACAGCUGCACCGAACCCCACGCUGGGCUUCCAGGAUCAUCCUGGGAAUCUGGAUCUCUGCCACAGCCCUCGGCAUGCCUUAUUUGGUUUUCAGAGAGACACAUGAUGACCAUAAAGGAAGAGUGACCUGCCAAAAUAACUAUGCUGUGUCUACUAACUGGGAAAGCAAAAAGAUGCAUACAUUCAGGAAAUGGAUUCAUGUAGCCUGUUUCAUUGGCCGUUUUUUGCUAGGCUUCCUUCUGCCUUUCUUUACCAUCACCCUUUGCUACAAAAGAGUAGCCAACAAGAUGAAAGAGAGGGGCCUGUCUAGGUCCAAUAAGCCCUUCAAAGUCAUGAUGACUGCCAUUAUCUCUUUCUUUGUGUGCUGGAUGCCCUACCAUGUGCACCAGGGCUUAAUCCUCACUAAGAACCAAUCAGUACUUUUACAGUUGACUCUGAUACUUACAGUCAUAACCAUUUCUUUCAACGCUAUUUUUUCUCCUACACUCUACUUGUUUACUGGGGAGGACUUCAAAAAUGUUUUCAAGAAGUCCAUUCUUGCUCUGUUUGAGUCAACGUUCAGUGAGGACUCUUUGAUAGAAAGGAUACAAAACCUAAAUUCAGAAGCCUACAUUUAAAUUUUGGAUCCCAGAGCAAACAAUGGACUCUUAGUCAAUUAUACCACCAGAGAUGUCCCCUCUGCUUUUAUAUAAUAUAGUCCCUAUAUUAGAGAGACAUCUAAACUAUACUAUAGUUAGAUCUAUGAAUAUUAAAGCGGUUGUAAGAAACCAAGCAAUGGGUGGUGUUCCAAAAGUAAUUAUUUUUACUUUGUUUUUAUUGUGGUAAACUGCAUAUAACAUUAUAUUUGCCAUUUUCACCAUUUUAAAAUGUACAUUUCAGUAGCAUUAACUACAUUCACAGGGCUUUGCAACCACCACUAUCUAUUUCUAAAAGUUUGUACUACCCCAAAGAGAAGCUCUGCUCUGAGUAAGUAAUAACUCCUCAUUUCACCCUCCCUGCAACCCCUCAUAACUUCCUAUCUACUUUCUGUCUCUAUGAAUUUGUUAUCCUAACUAUUCCAUGUAAGUGGAAUCAUACAACAUUUCUUAUUUUAUGUCUGGCCUAUGUCACUUAGCAUAAUGUUUUCAAGGUUCCUCCAUGUUGUCAAAUGUAUCUGAACUUUACCCUCUGUGGCUAAAAUAAUAUUUCAUUGUAUGUUUAUUCCCUUGUGUGUUUUGUUUAUCCAUUCUUCUGUUAAGGGACAUUUGGAUUGUUUCUACCUUUGGCUAUUGUGAACAAUGCUACCAUGAACACUGAUAUACAAGUAUCUUUGGAGUCCUUGUUUCCAAAUGUUUUUAAUUAUUUUGAAUUACUGGGUCAUAUCUCAAUUUUGUGUUUAACUUUUUGAGGAACCACCAUACUUUCCCACCACAGCUGUACAAUGUUACAUUGCCACCAGCAAGGUGCAAAAUGUCCACUUUCUUCAUACCCUUCAUACCCACCCUUAUUAUUUUCCUUUUUUUUUUUCAAUUAUACCCAUCCUAAUUGGUAUGAAAUGGUGCAAAUGUGAUUCUUAAUCUUUGACUUUUGAGACUUUAGGAAUAUCAAUUUCUAAAUACGAAUAGUGUCUAUUGAUCUGAAUUUUCUGUCACAGAGUCUUCUGGCAAACAGACAUUUGGACCAACAUCCCUCUUAAUUUACAUAGCAUCUAAAUAAUUUAAUUGGUAUAGACCCAAUUUAGCAUGGGGAUAACAAGGCACUAAUCUUCUCAUAUCUAUGUUAAAAUAAUUUAUGCUUUAACGUUUUCAGUGUAAAAAAGAUAUCUUAAAUGUC